AUAUACCAGAGUUGGACUUCUUGUUUCAUUUAACCCAUCUGUACUUCCGUCAAAACUGGUCUAUAUUAAUAUUAUUUAUUUUGGGCAACGCAGGCCCGAACUGGCAUUAAACAAAAAAAAAUUAACAUGAACGCGUCGAGCAUGUUGUUCCGCUUCGGCGUCAUUGUCACGCCGGACUCGCCGCACGUCGAGCUCUUCGUUUUGGGCUCGCGCGAGGAAAUGGGCCGGUGGGAGCCCAGCCAGGCGGUUCGGAUGACGGCGUGCCGGAGCUCGGCCUCGACCCGGGAGCCGGGUCUGUGGCUCGGCGACGUGCGGCUGCGAGCGCCCUUCGGGGACACGCUCUGGUUCAAGUUCAUCCGGAGAACCGGCGGACAUUUUGUUUGGGAAGGCAACGGGCCCCACCACGACAGAACGUGCGACUACGACGAGCAGAACGUGGUGGACGGCGUCUACUGCCACCCGAUCUGCCACUGGAUCGAAGAGACGGGCCACACGGACGAGAUGAAGCACACCACCGAGUUCUACUUCGGCGUCGCCGGUCAGAACGCCAUGCACUUCUCCAGGGUGCUACCGAGACUUUGGCUGGGCAGCUGUCCUCGACUGCCGGAACACGUGACUAUAAAGAUGAAGCACGACCUUGGCGUCACCGCAGUAAUGAACUUCCAAACAGAGGGCGACUUGAUAAACAACUCCCACGGCUGCGGGCAGAACCUUGGCGAAGGAAUGACGACGGACGCCAUGAUCCAGUUGUACAACCGCUGCGGGCUCGCGUACGUGUGGAUCCCCACACCUGACAUGAGCACCGAGGGUCGGAUCCGGAUGCUCCCCCAGGCUGUUUUCCUGCUUCACGGUCUCUUGGAGAACGGUCACACGGUGUACGUCCACUGCAACGCCGGCGUGGGCCGCUCGACGGCCGCCGUGUGCGGCCUGCUCAUGUACGUGCUGGGCUGGAGCCUGAGGAAGGUGCAGUACGUGGUGACGGCCAGUCGGCCCGUUGCGUACAUUGACGAGGAGGCGCUGGUGCGGGCCCAGGCGGACUUCGAUCGCAAGUUUGGCCGGCUACGAUCGUCCGUCUCCUACGCAGAAUCAUGAAGGCAAGAAGACAGACAGACGCCCUCGCAUGAACCCGCCCAGGAGACGCGUCAGACUUGUCCAAGAGAGUUCUACAGAGAGGUCUCAACUAUUUCACGCAAGGAUAUGUACACGGAAUCGUACGCCGCAUGUAAAGCAGGGUGAGUACUUUUUACUUGGAAAACUCACGAGUAAUAUUAUUGUAGUCUUUUUAAGUGAGCGGGUGUAUUCAUUUGACUUGGCUCGUAACGGAACCCAGUGCCCUGUCUUAAAAGUUCGAUGUGAUACAAAUGGGCAAAUAGACAUUUCUCUCCCGCAUGAGAUGGCGCGUUUACAUAUCCAACUCUUCGGCAUAAAGCAUGACACACUUCAUUCAGCAGUGAAAGUUGUUCCCAUGCAAUGUAUAAAGCGCUGAUAAUAAUUCAAUCAAGCUCAGAGAAGAUACUUCUCCCUUACUUACCUUCGAACGUACAGCCUUGUUUGUUGAUAUUGUCCACAUUGAGUUGUACGUGCGCUCAUCCGCGAGCUUUAAUCCAUCGUAGCCACUUGGUCAACUGUGUUGUAGGUUGUGUGUUUUCGUUAUAGUUCAAUUGACGAAUAUAAACGUCCGCGGCAGCGAAUGAAUCAAUUCCAGUGCAUCGCUUCCAAUGGAGCUCAGUGCUGGCAAUAUAUGGUACUACAACUUUAAAUCCAAGCUUCCUUGUAUACUGCAACAACAACAAUAAUAAAAAUAAACAAUAGCUAAACAAAUAUAUAGCAGGGGCAUGCGAUACAGUAAGGGAACAUUGUAUAAAAAAAAAAAUUCAAAAUGAAAGUAUGCAUUGUUUUGAUGCAUCUACCAGCACUACCGGGACGUACGAGGAACAUUUUCUUUUGCCUCCGGCUGAUGGUUUUCUCAUGAAUAACAAAUCUCUUUUGUUACGGAGUAACGCAUGCAGGCGAAGGUCUCGCAUACAUCAGCAAGUCAAUGGAACCGCAAUCACUCUCGGCCCGGUGCCGGCGCGGUCAAUAUCAAUCCCCCCCCCCCAGCGCAACAAAGGUGUACUUUAUAUUUCCUCUGGAAAUAUUUCUGCCGACACCCCUCAGGUCAACGUGAAAUUGACGCGCUUAAUUAAAGCCCCCGCUCUUUUUGUGUUUACAAGCGCUUCGGACCGCGAGACCGAGGCGCCGGCCGGCGUUUUCGAUAAUCUGCUCUGAGCUCGCCGUUCGCGUAGUAAACGAAAGUGCCGGAUGCCGAACGGAUUCCCCGAACGCUUCCACGUGCGCCUGGGCUCACGCGCAACAAUGUGAUUUUCUCCGCUUCCGUUAGUAGCUGGCGUUAACCCGGCAGCAUUCACGGAAGGGGAUAAUACACAAUAUUCAUGUUUUGAAUUUUCUUACUAUAAACACGAUACUGUACAUGCUGCUUAUGAAUAUGUUUAUGUUGCCAUAGCAUAGCGAUCUAGUCCAACUAAACAUAAAACAAAGAAAAUUAAACAUCCGCUUAUUUAUUUCUAAAAUAUGAUGCCACGCAGAUGAGCUAACAAAUUUGCCGUUACAGCGCUUGUGUAUUGAAUUCUUUAUCCCUGCAUUAUGGUGCCCAAGGUGCAGACACCAGAGGGAGCAGCACAAUGUACAGUGAAUUGAAACAACAAAAUUAACUCGCCACUUCAUGAUUUUCAAGCCUCAUUGCCGCUACAGAUAGGGGAAUGCACUCCCAACCUAGCAUACUCUACAACUAAAGCAUGCAUUUUAAGCAAAACAAAUAUAUUUCUUAAAUGAUGUAAUUAUAUGAAGUAUUUAAACUAGGCAUGUAGUUCUACUAUGCAGUUUACUAUCAGGAAAAGCUUAAAAAAAAUGCUUUGAAAUUAUUUUUUAGGCUUGGAACGCAUUAUUUCAGUUUGCAUUAAUCGUAAUGGGAAAACGCGCUUCGGAUUUUGAACGUUUCCCUUUUCAACCGGCCUUCUGGAACGGAUUGCGGUCAAGAACCGAGGCGCCGCUGUAUUUUAAUCGUCCAAAUUUGCCAGUGCGAGUACGUUUGCCAGCUCAUCGCAAUCACAAUCACAUUUGCUCAGCACUUCUUUGACCCCCGCUAUCCCCCCCGACUCCCUCGUCAAAAUCCACUCUCCCGACCUUCACGUCGUGCCAGGUUAGCCUUUGCGCCGGCAACGCGGCCCGUGUGCCAAAACCUCGGCUUCUAAAGAGGACAGCUGUCGGACGGACGGCGCCGGCCAACGCAUCAAAUGGCAGCAAAUACUGUAAAUUAAUUCAGCAUGUCCGGCCAAGACCUUCAGGUUUGACCGGGGUGGGGGCUAUACAAGCCAAAACCUGUCCCUCCUCUCGCCAACAACAAAAGACAUGAGACAGUGUCAAUUCAACAGAUUCUCUCUCUCUCACCAUAAUUCCCGGCCUACAGAGCGCACCUGGUUAUUUACAAAGAAAGACGGUGCACAGAAAGAGUUUAACGCCAGUUCGGCGCUAAUAAUAGCGCUAACGCUAGCGUCACGCAAAAGCGAGCGCUAACAAAGCCGGUUAAAAUAAAACUUACCGGUAAAUGUCACCGAGAAACGGCAGUAACACAGCGGCAACACGCUAGCACAGCGCUAACAGGGCCGGUAAAAGUCACUUCCUCGGUACAUAUAUUCCACCGGUCUCACUCUUACCUUUUACGCUCAAGUGCCCCCUUGCGCCCGUUAAAAAAAAAGCACAAAUAAGCCGCAUUAGCGCCUAAACCUUGUGUGUGCAGACGCGCAUGUAUGUAAUUUUUCUGAUCACGUAAAUUCUGAAAUAAUUUUUUUGGGAGGGGGAGGAAAAAGGAAAAAAAAAAAAAAAAUCACAAUUUUCUUGUGAUCAUAUUUAAUUUUUAUUUUUGUAAUAGGAUAACUUCACACAAAUUUCUCUUGAAAUACUCUUUAAAAUAUUAGACUUUUUAAAGCCCCAAUGUAAAAAAAAAAAAGCACAUUUUUUCGUCAUAGCUAAACAUUUUCCAAUGAUUUUUAUUUCCAGAAUUUGUUGUAUAACAAGUUUAUUUUCUUAAAUUUACACAAUUUUUAAUGGCUACAGGUGAGCGAGGAUGAACAAAUACAGGAAACAAAAAUAAUCGUGUCAACGCAGACAACAACUACACAGUGCGUCAACUUGAGUACGACACGUCGUUUAAAAAAGAAAUCUGGUAAAAAGUGCAGGCGGAUUGUUAUCAAAAAAUUUUAUUUGGAAAUAAAACAACGUCGCCGUUUUAGACGUAAAGUGGUCCAUCUAUUUUACAUACCAGAAAAAGGGAGGGGGGGAAGAAAAAAUAAACAACAACAACAACACAGUUCUGCCAUUGUAACCUAUUCGGUAAAAUAAUCACCCAAAUGAAGCGAGCGUCUGCAAAGGUGUGGGGGGGGGCGCGAAUAUUAGAGCGUUGUUAAGUCUCACAAGUCGCACGUGACACGCACCGUACGCAGCGUUAAUAGCGCGACAAAACAAAGGAAAGAACUCGGCACGCUUCAGCAGGACCAAACUGUGCUACAGUAACAGCGACUCGGAAAUGUUUCCAAACAAACAAGAACGACGACGGCGACUCGACGGCUCCUCCGCGCGGCGCUCCGAUUUUCAAACUAAAGCGUGUCGGAAUGAGGCUGAGGUAGCAAGGCAAUCAUGGCUUUCCUCUCGAUUGAGCGUUCUGAACCCAGAAAGAAAAAAAAAAAAAAAUUCGAUAUCAUCUGACGGUUGUCCAAAAUCUCUCGCCACCCGCAGACGCAAUCAGCUCUCUCGUCUACUGACUUCGCGGCGUGCUGAAAAUAUGGAAUGAGGGAUGGGGGGG
Syngnathoides biaculeatus (alligator pipefish) is the source of this 4858-nucleotide messenger RNA. RefSeq names its product EPM2A glucan phosphatase, laforin (gene epm2a). Gene Ontology annotation, molecular function: protein tyrosine phosphatase activity; carbohydrate phosphatase activity; starch binding. Gene Ontology annotation, biological process: protein dephosphorylation. The coding region runs from base 127 to 1092 and encodes 321 amino acids. Gene Ontology annotation, cellular component: nucleus; cytoplasm. NCBI's taxonomy places the organism in Eukaryota, Metazoa, Chordata, Actinopteri, Syngnathiformes, Syngnathidae. The transcript is spliced from 6 exons. The record is from RefSeq and is a predicted model, not a curated record.